Pseudomassariella vexata is the source of this 1038-nucleotide messenger RNA. Its product is annotated as CDK-activating kinase assembly factor MAT1-domain-containing protein. The record is from RefSeq and is a predicted model, not a curated record. The transcript has a single exon. Gene Ontology annotation, cellular component: transcription factor TFIIH holo complex. Gene Ontology annotation, biological process: regulation of transcription by RNA polymerase II; nucleotide-excision repair; positive regulation of cyclin-dependent protein serine/threonine kinase activity. The coding region runs from base 1 to 1038 and encodes 345 amino acids. Gene Ontology annotation, molecular function: cyclin-dependent protein serine/threonine kinase activator activity. Lineage: Eukaryota; Fungi; Ascomycota; Sordariomycetes; Amphisphaeriales; Pseudomassariaceae.
AUGUCGCGAAAACCCACAACCAACAGCCGGGGCUCCAACGGCGCACCCUCGACGGCCCUUCCAUCCGACAUCUGCCCCGUCUGCAAGCGCGUCCGCUACCUCAACACCGACAUGCGCUUCCUCAUCAACCCAGAGUGCUACCACCCCAUGUGCAGCAACUGCGUAACCAACAUCUUCAAAACGGGCCCGGCGCAAUGCCCCUACGCGACCUGCAAUCAAACCCUGCGCUUCAAAGGCUUCCGGGAGUCCUUCUUCUCAGACCUCGGCACCGAGCGUGAAGUCGACCUCCGCCGCCGUGUUGAAGCCGUCUUCAACAUGACGCAAGACGACUUCGAGACGCUGCGCGACUGGAACAACUACCUGCAAGACAAGGAAGACCUGAUCUUUGCGCUGGUGUACGGGGACGACGACGAGCGGCGCAAGGCCGAUGACGAGGUGCUCGCGUACGAGCUGAAGAAUAAAGCUGAGAUUGAGAAGAACCGUAAGAAGGCCGGCAUGCGGGAGAGCGAGCGCAAGAAGAUGGAGGCGGACGCUCGGGCGGCAGCUGAAGCGCGACGGCUGGAGGAGCUGCGGGAUGAGGAGCGCGCGAAGGCCGAAGAGGCGAGCUUGAAUCAGGAGGUUAUGGAGGCGCUUGCGAGGGGGGAACCAGGGUCCGCGGCGGAGAUACAGGACCGCAUACUGGCGGCUAAGAAGGCCAAGAUUGCGCAGCUCAACCCGAGCAUGUUCGCGCUGACGGCCUCGAAGCAGUCGAGCUUGCUGUCGAUUCGCGGGCUGAAGCCGAAGAAGAAUGACCAGGAUGAGGAUGAAAGCAAGCCGUACGAUCCCCUCAUGGGCUUGAGAAUGGAGCCUCAGAGAUACGUCCUGCACGACCGUUACGAGAACUCAUUCCUCGACCUGGCGCGCACGAGGGACGACCAUCGUAUUCCUGGUUAUAGCGUCGAUGAGUACGUGUCACGAUCCAUGUUUGAGGCUUUUGCGGGGCUGGGAAUUGUGAUAGAGGACGACAAAGACACUCGCCAGAAACCAGCGGCGGCAUAA